This is a messenger RNA of Camelina sativa (false flax), 1583 nucleotides long. RefSeq names its product cytochrome P450, family 706, subfamily A, polypeptide 3 (gene CYP706A3). Gene Ontology annotation, molecular function: heme binding; oxidoreductase activity, acting on paired donors, with incorporation or reduction of molecular oxygen; monooxygenase activity. The record is from RefSeq and is a predicted model, not a curated record. NCBI's taxonomy places the organism in Eukaryota, Viridiplantae, Streptophyta, Magnoliopsida, Brassicales, Brassicaceae.
AUGACAGACAUUUUUAGUCUCUUCAAGAACCCAUUUCGCAUGGACAACCUGGACUAUGUUUUAACUGUGAUCACUGUAUUCUCUGUCUGUUGGUAUUUUUGGCUUUACGCUAAAUACAAACGGCAGUCUCUACCUUUGCCACCGGGACCUUAUGGCUUUCCUAUUAUCGGCAACCUUCCAUUUCAACCAGAGCUUCACACCUAUUUCCAAGGGCUAGCUAAAAAGCACGGUCCAAUUUUCAAACUCUGGCUCGGGGCCAAGCUGACAAUUGUGGUCACCUAUUCUGAAGUGGUGCAAGAAAUUCUUAGAACCAAUGAUCUCAUCUUUGCGAACCAUGAUGUCCCUGCUGUUGCUCCGGCCAAUACGUACGGUGGUAUUGAGAUUGUUUGGUCACUGUAUGGACCAAAGUGGCGGAUGCUUAGGAAACUUUGUGUUAACAGGAUACUAAGCAACGCCAUGCUGGAUUCCUCUACUGAACUCCGUCGUGGAGAGACUCGGAAAACAGUCCGAUACUUAGCAGACCAGGCUCAGGUCGGGUCUCCCGUUAACCUAGGAGAACAGAUAUUCUUGAUGAUUUUAAAUGUUGUGACGCAGAUGCUACGGGGCACGACGGUCAAGGGAGAAGAGAGGGAGAUUGUUGGAGCCGAGUUUUUAGAAUUGAUUACAGAGAUGAAUGACCUCUUGCUAAAGCCUAAUAUCUCUGACUUUUUUCCGGUAUUGAGCCGGUUUGAUCUUCAGGGUUUGUUUAAGCGUAUGCGAAGACCGGCUUAAAUGAUGGACCGGAUGUUUGACCGGAUCAUUAACCAACGGCUAGAAAUGGAUAGGGAAAGUGAUGGGAGAGUUGUGGAUUUUCUGGAUGUAUUGUUGAAAGUCAAGGAUGAAGAAGAUGACAAGACAAAACUAAACAUGAACGAUGUCAAGGCGUUGCUCAUGGACAUGGUGCUCGCUGGUACAGACACAUCAUUACACGUCAUAGAAUUCGCCAUGGCCGAGCUAUUACACAACCCGGAUAUCAUGUAGAAAGCUCAACAAGAGCUUGACAAAGUUGUGGGCAAAAACAAAGUAGUGGAGGAAUCUCACAUCUCUAAACUUCCAUAUAUUCUGGCCAUUAUGAAAGAAACUCUAAGGCUUCACACAAUUAUUCCACUCCUUGUUCCUUGCCGCCCUUCACAAACCACCGUGGUGGGCGGCUUUACCAUCCCUAAAGAUUCAAAGAUUUUCAUCAAUGUGUGGGCGAUCCAUAGGAAUCCAAACAUAUGGGAGGAUCCACUAAAAUUUGAUCCUGACAGGUUUCUUGAUAAGUCUUGUGACUUCAACGGAAACGACUUCAAUUAUCUACCGUUUGGGUCUGGUCGCAGGAUGUGUGCGGGAAUGGCUAUGGGCGAGAGGGUUGUUCUUUACAAUCUGGCUACGUUCUUGCAUUCUUUUGAUUGGAUAAUUCCCCAAGAAGAGAGAGUUGGGGUCGAGGAAACUUUCGGGAUCGUGUUGAAACUGAAAAAUCCACUUGUUGCCACGCCCGUGCUAAGGUUGUCGGAUCCAAAUCUUUAUCUGUAGUUCAACACAAAGGAAAACUGAAUGUUCUA